Molecule: messenger RNA, 2184 nt
Organism: Trematosphaeria pertusa
Lineage: Eukaryota; Fungi; Ascomycota; Dothideomycetes; Pleosporales; Trematosphaeriaceae
Product: ankyrin
Exons: 2
Coding region: 1-2184 (727 amino acids)
Cellular component (GO): nucleus; cytoplasm
Molecular function (GO): protein binding
Source: RefSeq, a predicted model, not a curated record
AUGGAUCCAAUGUCGUUGGCCACUGGCUGCGUAGCCAUUGCCAGGGCGGCUGGGAGUGCGGCCAUCGAAAUCCACACCCUCGUCACCAAAUACAAAGACGUGCCCAAUGUGGUACGCUCCUUGCUAGUCCAAUUAAAGAUGACGGAUGCUACCGCCGGUCGACUGCAGGCCUUGCUCGACAAGAACCCGGCGACCCUUAACGCCGAAGAAGCGAACACUUUGCGUCUGUCGUUGGCGGAAUGUAAUAGCCUCUUGGUCCGGAUAAGGGCACAUAUCGAUCCGUCGAAGAGCAAUCCGAACACGGGCUUCUUGCGUAGGAUAAAGCAUAUCUGGAACGAAUCCCUUCUCAGAGAGGACCAUGGGAGGCUCAAAACGCAGUUAGAGGCGCAGCAACAGCUGCUGACCCUUAUCAGCUUAUCUCAGCAGGAGCGCACGAAGGCUCGCCAGGAUCCCGUCACACGGUCCAUUCUCUCUCGGGCUCGGGACGAUGCCACCAUAUAUACAGCGCGAGACAAUGCCUCCAUAAGGCCACCGUCCACGAUACGGAGCUCGGACACAUCCAUCGGUGAUCUCAGUUACGAGGCAGAUCUGGCGAGCAGUGAGGCAUACCAGGCUGCAUUUGCAAGCAUGAUGUCAAAGACGAGAGGAAGCGGGGAGCCUGCCACCGAAUUGCGGGAUAUUGAGGGAAGUCUGAAGGAUCCUUCCGUCGCCGAUAGCAAGACCAGUAUUGGAUCAUCUACCCUGCGUAGCGCGGACAGCAACUCCUACCAUUCCAGCCGAUUUAUAAUGCCUCUCGGGAACCAAAAAAGGCUCUCCCAGCAAUUAGGAAAUGUCGCUUUCCAAGGAAACACGCAAAGGGGCCGAGAAUUGUUAGCUGCAGGCGCAAACAUCGAUUUCCGAGACGAUAAUAAGAAGACUGCCUUGUACCGAGCCGUCGAGAACAAAAAGGUGGAAACUGUACAAAUGCUCCUAGAGCAUGCACCGCGGGCAGACUUGGGCGAUGAAAAGGGCCGUCCUCCACUUACCAAGGCAGUGAUGGUUGGAGAUCGAGCUCUGGUCGAGCUCCUCCUUCACUAUAAUGCUGAUGUCAACGCUAAGGACCGGAACGGUAGCGCUGCACUGCACUUCGCAACCCAGGACUGCAAGCCAGAAAUUGCCGCUCAUCUGCUAGAGAUGGGUGCAGACCCAGACGUCCAGAAUAAUUGGGGCUUGAGGCCGUUGCACUACUGCGGAAUCUCGGGCGAUGCAGAGACCGCGGGACUGCUUGCUGAUUUAGGGGCCGACUUGAACGCUACCCGACAGAUGCGAGCUCGACUCAGUAACCCGUUCUUAGCGCCUAGCCAGUCAGUCAAAGAGAAUGAUACUCCUUUACAUACUGCCAUCAAGAGCGGUUCUGUGGCCGUAGUUCAGCAGCUGGUGGAGGCGGGAGCCAACAUGGAAGCACGCUAUAGAAAGCAUCGCUCUACAGCCUUAGGCUUGGCGGUGUAUCAGCUAGAACACUUAAAAGACGUACAAGAUAGGGAAUCCCGGACCCAAGAGCUUGAAGCCAUGAUCCAGAUCAUGGUCAAGCACGGGGCGGACGUCAAGAAAGUUCACAGAAACGUCAAUCGUUCAGCAAACGUGAAGGGCUUGUUGAACGGCGAAUCACCUCAGAGGGGCGAGACAACUUCACCUUCGAGAUCAAAUCGAUCAGGAAGCAGCCGUGACCGCCAAGAGCAUUCGGGAAGGCCAGUUUCACAACCUCAGGUCACUGAGAAAGACUCACCAAGAACAAGAAGGAAACCAUUACCUCGACCAUUUGAAACCGGAUACAGCGCAGACUCCCAUCGGAGAAGCACCAAGACCACAAACGCAAUGCCCUCGAGCAAAUCUCCGCCAUCACGAACCCGAAUCCCUGCAGAGCCACCGUUUCCGCCAUCCAGAUCUCCGCAGCACGACACCUACCCUUACAGUUCGUACUCCACUUCGCGAUCCGGUCGUCGAUACCACGAGACAUCUCCAGGGGGAGUGGAAGACGCCUUUCUCACCGGCACGCAGCCCUACAACGCUCCUUCGCCACCGACAUCACCACAAUCAGAAGACUAUGGAGCGGCCCAACGACCGCGUAGGCGGACACGUAUGCCUACCGCUACGUCCGACGUCGACUUACCCGCGCGUACGAGUUCAGACGCUAAUUCAUACUAA